GCACAAUUCUGAGCGAUGUCAAAAAUUAACAGGUCACCUCUAAACACUGUAACAGCAGACGCAGGAACAAGAGUCAAGCAGUCGAGCCAGGGGACAUUAAACCACCAAAGAAGAUGAAUUUCUCCGUUUUAUUGUGCUUAACACUGUCCUGCAGCUUGAUUUUGGCUCAGAGUGACAUUCAUAACCCUGAAACAGGAAAAACCACUGAAAAAGCAUCAUGUUUUCCUUUGUGUGAGCUGCUGAAAGAGCUCAGUGCCAUGAAGGAAAAACUGGGAAUCAUGGAAACCAGGCUGACGGAGAGUGAGAGCCAGAUUCUUGUGAUGAAGGAAAAAGGUCAUACUGAUUUUUAUGCUCUUUUAUUUCAAAUUAAUGAAAUUCAAUUAAUAGACGGAUGACUAUGGUUCGAAACAUAUGUGGUUUCAAUAAUGUGUGUGUCUGUUUUAGAAAAAAACAGAGUAGCAUUCAGCGCAGCAACAGGAGGAGGUAAUAAAGCCAUCGGACCCUUCAGCAGCGCCACAACUUUAAUCUUCAGGAAAGUCUUCACAAACAUCGGAAACACCUACAACACCGACACUGGUACGUUUCUGUAAAUUCACUCUUUAAAAAAAAAAGAAGAUACAAACUUCUUACUCUGACUUCAUAAUUUCUAGAAAUGCUCGAAACUGAACUGGGCACAUAUACAAACUCAAAUGCUGCAGGUGUCAGGGUUGUUGAUAAGAUCUUUCGGUCCCUUACUGUUGAGUUUUUGUACUUAUUAGUUAAUUGAAUAUUUUUUCCCCACAGGUGUCUUCACUGCACCUGUUAAUGGCACCUACUUCUUCACCUUGUUCCAUCAUGCUGGAGGGACACACACAGCGAGUCUUUCCCUCAUCAAGAACAAUGAAGCUGUUGUCAUGACCUACGACCACCCGUCCACACAAGACACCGCUGAUAACGGAGGCAACGCAGUGAUCCUGCAGCUGCAGCAAGGGGACCACGUGAAUGUGCGCUUGGACGCAAAUGCGCAUGUCUGGGGAAAUGACGUCAUUACCACAUUCAGCGGAUUUCUGCUGAGUCAAGACUAGGACUUCAAAUUUAUAUAUGACACAUUUUGUUUUAUUACAAAUAAAAAAACCAGACUUUUUUGAGAGUCCCAGCGAAGUCUCUCAUGUUGUCAAUAAAUAAUAAAAUAAAAAUACCUCAAGUGGUAAUGGCUCAUUUAUUGAUUGUGGAUAGAUUGAUGUGUAUAAUCUAG
Messenger RNA from Xyrichtys novacula (pearly razorfish), 1234 nucleotides. The record is from the annotation of a GenBank genome assembly. NCBI's taxonomy places the organism in Eukaryota, Metazoa, Chordata, Actinopteri, Labriformes, Labridae.